Calliphora vicina (urban bluebottle blowfly) is the source of this 5994-nucleotide messenger RNA. RefSeq names its product Puratrophin-1-like (gene Pura). Bases 351 to 5489 code for a protein of 1712 amino acids. The transcript is spliced from 16 exons. The record is from RefSeq and is a predicted model, not a curated record. Gene Ontology annotation, molecular function: guanyl-nucleotide exchange factor activity. NCBI's taxonomy places the organism in Eukaryota, Metazoa, Arthropoda, Insecta, Diptera, Calliphoridae.
UAAUUUGGUGUCAAGGAUGGCCUCUAGUAACACCUAUUGGCGAAGUUAUACUUCAUUUGGGGGGCCUUGAUGACGAUCAAGUUAAAUCUGCAGAAAUAUAUUUAUGCGUUAAAACAGUUGAAACGAAUAAAGAACCUCAAUUGUGUGCCGUUUGGCGUACGCCAACAGAGCACCCUUUAAUCGAUACAUUAACAACAACAGCAACUACUGCUAUAACAAGAACAGCCACAAAAGCUGCAGCAGCAGCAACAACAACAACUGCAGCAACUUUAGAAUCAGGGUCAACUUUGAAAAGUUGUCAACUUGAUUACCAAGAUCACACAUUGUACCUGAGCACAUUAGCACUCGAAAUGUUAAGUGACGAUUUGCCACAACUCCUACAGAACCUACUGAUAGGCGUGGAGAAUAGUCUUGAGCGUUUAUCGCUCAAUCAGCUGCCACAAAUACCAUUUAAUGGCGGUGAUAAUAAUUCAUCUGUCAACACAACGGCAUCCGCUCCGCCAUCAUCAUUAUCAUCAACAUCAUUGCUAUCGUCGUCAUUAAAAGAUGAGAAAAAUCAUUAUGGUACGACGCUUAAUGGUAGACUCCAAUUGCCAAAUUCACCGAAAUGUGCUUUAAGACGCAGUGAAUUAAUUACCAAAAAUAAAUUACACAACAACAAAUAUAUGCUGCGACGUUUGACCAAUCGUCAGGAUAGUAUGAAUUCAACGUCGUCGGGUAAUAGCAGUGCCAGUGGUUUGAGUACCGCUUCAAGUGAUAGCGAUUCUUAUGCCAAAAGUCAUCUUCUACUAAACACCAACAAUACCAGAAACAUUAACAAUAACAUCAGCAACAUCAGCAACAUCAAAAGCACCAGCAACAACAAUAAUAAUAACAAUAAUAGCCAUAAAAUAAUUACAACAGCAAUAACAACUACAACUACAGCAACAAUACCACAAACUGAAACCAAAACCAAUGAACUGAAUUCACCUGCCUUGCCAAGAUUUUGUUUGGGUAAUUCAUUUCCCCACAUUGACAGUGAUGAAGAGAAUACCGAAGAUAAACGCAAUUCAUUAACUGACGAUCAAGUAGAAAGUGAAAUUAUACCGCCAAAUUUAAUUACCGAUUUACCCGAAAAACUACUUUUAUCUGGCAUCUAUUUACCUGGAACGUGUGAUUUAAAAGGAAAUCCGUUAGUUACAGUGGAUGCCGAAAGUGUUGUUAAUGCUGGCCUAAAUUGUUAUGAAAUUGCAACGUUGCUUUUGUACUACAGUACAAUACCGGAAAGCAGCAAUCAUUUAAAUGGUAAGACGAUAUCAAAUGCAGCUCAAAGAUCACAAGCAACAAUAGCAGCAAUACAACCAGCAACAUCAGCACCACCAGCACCAUUACAGCAAUCAAAUCAAUUAACAACAUCACAAUAUGCAGCAACAAAUACACAAUUGUCAACGAAAACAACGGUGACAACAUCUACAAAAGCAACAUGUACCUCCUUAAAUGACAACAACAACAUCAGCAUGCAACAACAACAACAAAAACAUCAACCAACUGAACAUUUACAAACACAGCAGCAACAAGUAACAUUUACAAUUUUAAUUGCCAUCGAAAAAUCGCAACACCUGUGCGUAAUCGAUUUAAUUAGCCAAAGUUUAAAACUCCUAACACGGCACAUUGCGUAUUGUGAAUUACUUGCCAUUUGUCUCGAUACCAAUUUACUGCCAACUUCAAAUAAAAAUGUAAACGCUGACGACAAUGUUAUCGAUGCCAGCACCUCUAGCAGCAGCAGCAGCAGCAGUGAACUUACAGCCACCACCAAUUUAACUGAAACUCCAAAGGCAACUGAUACAAAUGGCAAUCACUGCAGUAAUAAGAAAUCUCAAACACAUACGAUCAAAUUCAUUAGUAUUGAUGAAGUCACGACAAGUGUUGCACCAUCUCAGACACCUAGUGGACGUCUAUGUGGUUUACAUCAUCAUGACGCACGGAAGUGGCGUGAUUUCUUCAUGCAAUAUGAACCAUUUUAUAAUCAGUGUACGGGUGCAGCACAUCGUUUGGUGGCUGCUUUAAAUGACAUACGCUGUGCUGACCUACAAGGUUUGCCAACCAGGCGUCAGUUGUAUGCUCAACAUAGAGCCUUAAGUCGUGCACUUAUGGAUUCUGAAUUGCAUAAUUUGCGCAAACGUAGUACAGCCACCAUGAUACGGCUGCAGGAAUUGGCGAAAACUAUUAACAACAGCCACAUUAAUAAUAGCAGUAGCGGUAGUUGUAGUGGAAGUGGAACUGGCGGUGGUUAUGGUGGCAGUCUCAAGACCACAGCAACUCUUUGUAGCAGUAGCGGCAGUUUAUACAAUCGUAACAAGAUCAUGGGUAGCGGUAGCAGCAGUUAUAGCUUUAAUUACCAAAGCAACCAAAAUCAAAGUCAGAUUAGUCACAAUAUUUCAACAAUAGCAACCAAAUCAUCAUCAUCAUCAAAACAAGCAGCAGCAACAGCAACAUUAUUACAAACCCAAAUAACCACAACAACAUCAGCAAAUCCCAUCAUUAAGUCAUCCAUUUAUUCAUCCAACUCACAAACAUCUUCUACCACCACAGCUAGUCGUGUAAGCGCCAAUUAUACCAGCAACAACAACAGCAGCAGCAACUUUAUCCACAACAACAACAAUAAUAAUCACAACGUGGCAACAACAACAACGACCAUUGGUAACAUUGAUGUUGCAAUUAGACUACAGAAGGUAACAUUAUUAUUCAAUGAAAUUGAUCGUGCCGCCAAGCGUCUGGAACAACUCACCGAACAACGUCGCGAACAUUUACGCGAAUUAACACGCCAACGUGCUCUUGAAGAUGAAAUUAAUGAGGUAACUUCUUGGAUAACCAGUGAUGGCAGUGAGUCUCUGCAACGAUUUAUAAACUUGGAACUGGAUUUUGAUACACCCAUGAAGGAACUUGAACAUGAAUUUGAAAAAUACUACUUUAUAUCAAUGAAACAUUUAGCCAAAGGUCGAGAUCUACAUUUAGCAGCUGCCUGCAUGGAAUCUCUCAAAGAAAGCUCUAUCAAUUUGAAGAAAGCUCUCGAUAACUUUGCGGAAAAACUGGAAAUUGCUCGUGAACGCAUAGAGGGAGCCACACGCUUAUAUCAUCUCAUACAUCUGCAUAUGUUGGAUGAUAAUAUGCAACACGAAAUGGAACGUUUAGCCGGACAAUAUGGCACAAAGGGACUUCUAGAGAAAUAUCUCGAAAGAGAAAAUGAGAGAUUAAAACCAAAACCGGAUAGUUUGAAUUUGCACAUCAAUCACAAUAGUAUGCAGAAGACGAUAACACAAAUGGUAACGAGUACGCCGGAUACAAGUAAAAUGCGUGGCAUAAGUCAUAGAUCGAGUUAUGGUACGGGUUCGUUUGAGAGUCCUACGUGUCAGUGUUGGCGUGAUAGUCGAAAUCUAGAUGAAAUGGAUGAAAUGUUGGAUAAUGAUGAGGAAGAAGGACGAUCGAAAAUAGCCGAUUCGGGGGUAGGGGAAUGUCAACGUUGUGAGGGGAAUCCGAAAUUCACCAGAGUGUGUUCAUGCCAAAGUCUCAACGAGGAAUCGGAGAAUUUAUAUGAAAAACAUGAUGAACUCGAUGAUGAAUGCUUCGAGCAACCAUCUAAACAUUAUAUUAAUGUCCAUUCACCCUGGGAGGCCAACAAACAUUUACAAUGUUUUGCUUCCACCUUCGAAUUGCCCAAAUUGGAAGAACUCAGCUGCUUAGAUCCAAAAAUACAAAAAACGCUCCUAUUGAUCAUGCGCGAGAUGAUUGGCACGGAACGUGAUUAUGUACGUUCAUUGUAUUAUGUCAUUGAAAACUAUAUUGAUGAAUUGCUGCGCGAUGAUAUACCACAAUCGAUGCGCGGUCAACGUAACGUUAUCUUUGGUAAUAUUGAGAAGAUUUUCGAAUUCCAUAAUAAUCAUUUUCUAGAGGAACUGGAACGUUAUGAACACAGUCCUUUGAAAGUUGGUGCCGCCUUCCUGCAAAUGGAAUCGAAAUUUUAUUUAUAUGCUUUAUAUAAUAAAAAUAAACCAAAAAGUGAUACCUUGAUGAGUGAAUAUGGAACUGCUUUCUUUAAGACUAAACAAAUUGAACUAAAUGAUAAAAUGGACUUGGCUUCCUAUCUGCUAAAGCCAGUGCAACGUAUGGGUAAAUAUGCUUUACUAUUGCAGCAACUGGUAAAAGCCUGUAGCACAGUACAGGGCUCCGCUUUACAAGAAAUAGCUGCCGACGUUGAAGAAUUGCAAAAAGCCGAAGAAAUGGUUAAAUUUCAGUUACGACAUGGCAACGACUUACUGGCCAUGGAUUCACUGAGAGACUGUGAUGUGAAUGUCAAAGAACAGGGACGUCUCUUGAGACAAAAUGAGUUUUUAGUGUGGCAGGGCAGGGGAGGUAAGAAAACUCUACGACAAAUAUUUCUAUUCGAAGAAUUGGUAUUAUUCAGUAAAGCCCGAAGAUUUCCGGACCAUAAGAAUCUUGAUAUAUAUAUUUACAAGAAUAGUAUUAAGACUUCGGAUAUUGGUUUAACUGCUCAUGUGGGUGAUUCGCCUACGAAAUUUGAAAUUUGGUUUAGAAAACGUAAACCCGAAGACACGUUUACCCUGCAAUGCAUGUCAGAGGAUAUCAAAAAUGCCUGGACUGAGGAAAUUUCCAAGCUGUUGUGGCAACAGGCGAAAAGAAAUCGAGAAAUUCGCCUGGCUGAAAUGUCCUCAAUGGGCAUUGGUAGUAAACCUUGUUUGGAUAUAAGACCCAGUAAUAAUCAAAUUAAUGAUCGCUCCAUUACCAUUACGCAAUUAGGAAAAGCCCCCAAGUUACGUCAUUCAUUUGUGGGCUUGCACACCGAUCAAAUAAAAACUUCACGACGUCCCAACUCCCUAAUAUCGGAAAGUUCAUUGUCUAGUGGCACUAGCAGCUCUUCACUUAGUAAAUCCUCAACUUCAUCAUCAUCGUCAUCUGCCCACCAUCACAACCACCCUCACAGUCACCAGCAUCUUAGUAGUCAAACACAUCAGCAGCAUCAUCAUCACACCAAUCCCGGUCUUGAGCUUAUUAAUGAAUGUCAAACCCUCGCCUUAGAGAACAGUAAUGACAGCUGCAACAGACCCCAACAGCUGAUGAUGACAAACACUAUGAGCAGUGGUUUUAGUAGUCAGAGUGGUGGCGGAACUUUGAAUUCCAGGCAUCGUAAUCAUCAUAAACGUUCGACAACUAUCGUUAGUCAACUAUCAAUGGAAAGUGGUAUAAUAUCUGAUAUAUGCAUGACACCCGAUCAGGAUAAUAACGAUGUAUUAACAACAUGGCCCUCCCAUCCAACAGAUGCCAUAGUAUCCCCCACAACCGGUGCUCAGAAAUACACACUCAAAUGUCAUUCAUCAAAUACGUUGGGUAAGAAAGUGGACCAACAUUACCAUCAUCAUCACCAUCAUCUGCAUCCACAACAUCAGCAAUACAAGGAAUUGAAAUCGGAUGAAACUGUAGAACAUUCAUGUUGAACAUUUUAUAUUAUUCAAUAAAUCAAUGACCUUUAUUUAAUUAUUAAACAUUAAACAUUUUAUAUAAUAUGAAAUUAAAGCUAAAAUCAAAACAAAACAAAAAUUAUAUAUGUAUUGAAAAUUUAAGAAGAAAACAAACUCGAAUCAGUGAAUUUAUAUGUCUGCGUUUAUUUUUUUUUAUUUCAAUAACUAUUUUUUUAUUACUUUUGUCAUUAUUUAUACAUUUAUUUAUACACUUCAUUAUUGUUUAUUGAAUUAUUUUUUUGUUAUUUAUUAUUUUUAUUAUUUCUCUCGUAUAUUCAAUCAAUUUCUUUGUAUAUUUUUCUUUCGCUUAAUCUUCAAUCUUUUUCGAAAUUGAAUCUUCAAUGUAGUAAGUUAAGAGUUUUUGAAAUUUUUUAACAUGUUUUAUAAAAAUUUAUACUUAAUUGAGAAAAAAAAAUAUAAGAAAACAUUUAAUAACUAAGUUAAAAAAUUGAAUAAACUUAUUAAAAAAAAUAUAUGUAUA